AUGGGUCAGUCUGAUGACGUCAAAAGUGAGCAGGACUGGGUCCUGGAGACCAAGACCUGGUACAUCUCUGACGUCACGCUCAAAUACCUUGACCUCAUCCUGACGGUCACCGUCCACGGGCUGAUAUCCGUCCUGGGGGUCGCGUCCAACGCCGUCAACAUGAAGAUCUUUGCCCAGCUUGGCCUGAGGGACAGCAUGAGUGUCGGGCUGUUCGUGCUGUCCUUCACCGACCUAGCCGUGACGGCCAUGCAGGUAGCCAGCUGUUUCUCCUACCUGGUCGAGGUCGUCUAUCCCACAAGCCCUAUUGACCCCUGGUCGCUCGGCCACUUCGCCUUCAGCUGGGCCAGGUACAUUUCGUUUCUCAUAUCCUGCUGGAUCACCACCUUAAUCACCACUGAAAGGUGUUUUUGUGUGGUGUUUCCGUUCAAGGUGAAACAAGUCUUCACCAUACCGCGGUGUAUUUUGGCGACGUUAUUAAUCUACGUCGUCCAUAUUGGUAUCCAUUUACCCAUCUAUGCGUAUGCUCAAAUGGCUUGGGUAGAUGUGCCAGAGAUAUCUCCUUAUGGGGAUUUAAUGAACACAAGUAGAGUCGUCUUCACAGUCACGUUCACAGAACUCUCCGCAACAUGGGAGAUAAUCGCCGACAUGGUCGCUGGAGUAACUCUGUCUGUCCUGUCCCAGGUUAUCCUCAUCUUCUGCACGCUCUACAUGAUCUACAGCUUGAAGAAAUCUUCCCAGAUCCGCAAGGGAGAGAAAUCUUCAAGUCUCGGCAAUGACGCAGACACAAGCGGAGACAACUUAUCGCAAAGGGAGAGAAGGCUGGUCAAGGUGGUGCUGCUUCUGGCCCUUGUUCUGACGUCAUGCAACGUCCCGCGGUUCAUGGUGAUCGCCAUCCACCACCUGUUCCCAGGUAUGAAUAUCGGCGCCUACCAGAACCUCAACACCAUCCUCUGGGACAUCUCCUACAUAGCCGGUACCAUCUACUGCUCCAGCACCAUCUUCAUCUACCUCAAGCUUAACACCAGCUACAGAAAGGUGUUCAUUAAUCUGUUUCAACCAGGUGUUUAA
This is a messenger RNA of Physella acuta, 1068 nucleotides long. RefSeq lists its product as uncharacterized. Gene Ontology annotation, cellular component: membrane. NCBI's taxonomy places the organism in Eukaryota, Metazoa, Mollusca, Gastropoda, Physidae. The record is from RefSeq and is a predicted model, not a curated record. Gene Ontology annotation, biological process: G protein-coupled receptor signaling pathway. Gene Ontology annotation, molecular function: G protein-coupled receptor activity.